CUGACCCUGUGUUGGGCAACUGGUUUCCCCGGUAACCGCAGUUGUGGACGAGAGUGUCGGAAGUUGGUCACUGCAGCAAUGAGUGAGAGUGAUGAUGGCAAUCCUGUAGAAAAAGAAAAAGAAGAAUCUGUAGAUGAACCAGCGGUGCAAGCUGCAGACUCGCCAGAGGCGGAAGCUGCAGCUGAACAAGAAUCGGAGACUACAGCCAAAGUGGAAAGCCCAGAUACUACAGAAAAUGAGACAGCAGAUGAGCCAGAUGUGGAAAUUACAGCUGAACCAGAUACAGAUGCAGCUGAACCAGAUGCAGAGGUUACAGCUGAACCAGAUGAGGAUGCUACAGCUGAACCAGAUGCAGAGGCUACAGCUGAAUCAGAAAGAGAGGAGACAGGUGAACCAGAGACGGAGGCAAUUAUUGAACCAGAAACGGAAGCGACUGCUGAAUCAGAUUCAGAGAAAGCAGCAGAACCAGAAUCCGAACCCAAAAGUGAGCCAGAUGUGCAAUAUGCAGCCGAGGCAGAAUCAGAGCUGUUAGCCAAACCUGAAAUUGAACCAACAGUUGAAGAUGAACCUUCAGAGUCUGCUGCAAUUGAUUCUGCAGUUCCACUUCCGACUGACACUGGAAAUCAACUUUCAGCUACACCCUCAGAUACAACUAAGAUGGCCCAGGAGACUUCACUUUCAGAAGACAAAUUUUCAACCUGUUUUGAAGAUCCGUAUAUUCGAUCUGUACUGUAUAUGGAGAAGCACAACAUUCUACAGAUAUUUCAGAGAAUGACUGAAAAUCUGGUAUAUGAAAGACCAGAUGAUCCUCUUGAGUUUAUGUUACAUCAGGUACAAGCGUUGAUCUGGAUGCGUGACAAAGAAAUCUGCGUAGAAUAAUCUCACUUCAGCAAACUGUGUGAUAAAAACAUUUUGAAGAAUUGGCUAUAUUUUGCUUUUUUGACAAGUCUUCGUUUAUGGUUUCCAUUACUGUAAUAUUACAUACAGAACAGUGUACCAGUACAAGCGAUCAAUAAUCACAAAAUAAUUGGUUGAGGUAGAAACUUAUUCCCCAGCAGAAAGGAAGAGAAUCAGGACAGCUCUGUUUGCAAUUAUGUUUAGUUGCUUGUUUUUUGCUGUUACGGUGCUACAUUCUUCAGUUUUCUGAAAAACAAUUAAAUAAGUAAAAACAUCA
Messenger RNA from Stegostoma tigrinum, 1174 nucleotides. It is a transcript of the gene tex55, whose product is annotated as testis expressed 55. Lineage: Eukaryota; Metazoa; Chordata; Chondrichthyes; Orectolobiformes; Stegostomatidae. The record is from RefSeq and is a predicted model, not a curated record. The coding region runs from base 79 to 879 and encodes 266 amino acids. The transcript has 5 exons.